This is a messenger RNA of Xiphophorus couchianus (Monterrey platyfish), 3135 nucleotides long. RefSeq names its product MSL complex subunit 1b (gene msl1b). Gene Ontology annotation, molecular function: chromatin binding. The transcript has 9 exons. The coding region runs from base 181 to 1764 and encodes 527 amino acids. NCBI's taxonomy places the organism in Eukaryota, Metazoa, Chordata, Actinopteri, Cyprinodontiformes, Poeciliidae. Gene Ontology annotation, cellular component: MSL complex. The record is from RefSeq and is a predicted model, not a curated record.
CUCCGAAACAAGAAAUGGCCAUCCAACACUUUACGCAUGCGCUGUAGGCAGCGUUUUAAAACGAGUCUUGAGGAGGGAACAUGAAGACACUCUGAAGUCUCACUCGAGUUGUGGUCGAGCUGUUGCGUCCAGAUGGGAAGUCGGUGUGGGGCUGCAGGAUGAGAAGUGGCCGUGAUCGCCAUGACUCUGAGAUCCAAACAAUUUCCACAACCGGGUUUCAAACGUAAGGCUGACACGGAAGACUUCGGAGUCAACAGCGUGGGUCCUGUGAGCAUCAAGAACGAGCCCUGUGACUUUGCUAUAGAUGUUCAGAACGUGCAACGACGGGAGAUCCCAAGCAGAUCCAAGGACUUAGAUCAGAGUUUCAUGACAAGUAAAGUUGCCCUAGCUGCCACAGCUCCAGAAACGGUUCAGGGAGACAAACCUCUGGGGAUAACGUCCCCUGUCAGACCAAUGGGGGGUGAGGGAACCCCGGUGAAAGGUAAACCCCUCUCUGUUGACAACAUGGAUAAUCCUCAGAUGGCAGUGAACAAUAAUCCAAAGGAUGCCGGUGCUGAGGAUAGCACAAAAGGGGUUGUUCCUGGAGUUCUAGGCACCGCUUCUAUUGAACUGUCCUCCGAAGGAAAGUGGAGGAACAUCAGGAAGACCCCUGCAAGUCCGCAUGCACAGGCUAACUGCCUCCGACAGAUUCUCCUCCUGCAGCUGGACCUCAUCGAACAGCAGCAGCAACAGCUACAAUCCAAGGACAAGGAGAUCGAUGAUCUCAAGGCAGAUAAAGAGACGUUGCUUGCACGCAUUGAGCGCAUGGAGCGUCGUCUCCAGCUCACAAGGAAGGACAUGCCGCGUGAUAAGCGCCUUUUCCAGCCCCUGGAGCCGUGGACCCCUGACAAAGAGGACAUGUGGGAUCUGGACAUAGAAGAGAGUCCACAGCCCAACGCGGCCACUCCCCUCCCGUUCAGCCGGGGAGGCAAAGGUCAAAAAAGGAAAACUUGCUUCGGAGAGGCAAAGGUUCAGAAAUCCCGGGGUAAAAGUGCAAAGCUCAGCCCCCAAAAGUCUGAGACGGAGCCCGGCUCUCCCAACCAAAGAGAGCUGCGCAGUAAGGAAACCCCAGAGAAGUCUGUCCCAGCCAGGUCCGGCGCAGAAAGGGACGCUUUGCUCCCCUGCAAAGAGGAGCCCGAGCUGAGCUGCCAGAUGGAGGAUUUGCCCUUCAUGUCAACCACAGAGAUGUAUCUGUGUUGCUGGAACCAACCUCCUCUGUCCCCUCUGCGUGAGACUUCCCCUAAAAAGGAGGAAGAGGUGGCCAGUGAGUGGACUCCUCAUGUAGUACAUGAUAUGCUGAUUGUUUUUCCCUCUUGGAGGGAAAACCACAUAGAGCCUUUGGAGGAGGAUGCCUGUAAUAUCCCAGAGCCGCUGGAUGACGGCACGUUUCUGAAACGCCACGCGAAGCUGGAGCUGGACGAGAAGAGGAGGAAAAGAUGGGACAUCCAGCGAAUCAGAGAGCAGCGCGUGUUCCAGCGUCUGCAGCAGCGCAUGAACAGGAAGAAGACCGUCCAGGAGACCGAGCCUGAGCUGUCGUCCUUCUACCCCGAAACUGAAGACGUUGAAGCUAUAGUGAUCACUCCGUUUUUGCCUGUGGUUGCAUUUGGUCGGCCGCUGCCCAAACUCUCCCAGCAGAACUUCGAGCUGCCCUGGCUGGACGAGCGUAGCCGAUGUCGCAUCGAGGUGCCCAAGAAACACACGCCUCACCGAACCUGUCGGAAGUGAACGCCGGAACGCGACGACAGCAGGGCAGCUCCAUGACUGAGUUUUAAAAUGGCCUACAGUUCAGGGCAGGGCAGUCAGUUAAUCAUUGUGUGCAACUUGCAGUUGCUUUCCGUCUGUGGGGUAUGAAACCACAGACUGGUUUUCUCUCCUGCAGAAAACUAGAAAAAAAAAAAGAAAAAAAGAGGCAAGAUUAGUCAACUCGAUUGCAACUGUUCAUCCAAGAGUUCAGAGCAUGUUUUUGUUCAAGCUGUGCCAUUAGAAAUCAGUUUUUAUCACUCAAAGAUGGCGUUUCAAUCAGUUUUGAUGCAUUUUGUUCUGGCAGGAUGAGAUGCCUCAUCUUCAGCAUGUUGGGGCGAAAUAUUAGUCACGCAAAGAGGAGCUUAAACUCUGUAUAACAAGCAAUACAGCCACAUAAUUCUCGCUGUGAGUAGCUUUUCUCCUUGCCUAAGUGGGACAAAAAAAAAAUCAAAAUUCGAUUGUAUCGUGUUGCUCUUAUUGUUUGCACACAAAUUUAAUAAGAUUUUGUCAAUGUUAACUGUGAUAUGGGAGUUUUGAACAAGCAUGACUACAUAUAUAAAAUAAUCUCAGUACUUGAGCCAAUUCAGUGUACGGAAACAGAUCGUCUAGCUGAGAGGUUCGUUCACGAAAACAGAGGAGUGGAAAUAGACGAACUUGGCUUUAAACUUAGGAAUCUGUUCUCUGUUUUGUUCAUUUUUCAUGUGAGCUGCAUGGACUGUUUACCUGUUGCAAAAAGAAGAUGGUAGCAUGGCUUCAGCCCAAGACGGGAGAAUCUUUACUUCUCACUGGGUUACUAAAACUACUAAAAAUAUAGUUAUUUUUGGAAGCAUGACAAUUGAAAAGGAGAGUUAUUUUUCUGCUUUAACAAGCACUGCAGCCCGAACAGCUUCCGCUUUACAGGUGAUUUUUUAUUUUUUUUCUAUUUCCAACCUUCAGACAUGCUCGCGUUCAGCAAAUAUUAGGCAGGUUAUGUGUAUGCGUUGCUCUCCUGAGUUCGGAGAUGUUUUAGAUUACUAAAAAGCUUUCUGCUGUAGUUCUAGCAACCUGUACGCUUCUCAACACUCUCUGCCCGUUUUCCUCUCUGAGCUCCUCACAAUCAGCGAUGGAUCUCUGCAGGCGUUCGCUCCACCUGUUCUGCGGUCUAAGCAGUUUGGAAAUGCAACAUGUUUUUUGUUUUUUUCCUUGUCACUGUACAUAGCUUUCAGAAACAAAUGUACAUAAAACAUGGCUGUUAUUUUUUUAUUAUUUAAUGUUGGAAAUGUUCAGUACAUUCAAUAUUGUUCUAUGAUUGUAUGUUGACAAAUUGACCGUUUUGAAAAUAAUUUUUUUGGAAUAAAAUGAAUGUCUAUGACA